Molecule: messenger RNA, 2901 nt
Organism: Biomphalaria glabrata
Lineage: Eukaryota; Metazoa; Mollusca; Gastropoda; Planorbidae
Product: exosome component 10-like
Exons: 22
Coding region: 92-2773 (893 amino acids)
Biological process (GO): nuclear polyadenylation-dependent rRNA catabolic process; nuclear polyadenylation-dependent snRNA catabolic process; nuclear polyadenylation-dependent antisense transcript catabolic process
Cellular component (GO): nuclear exosome (RNase complex); nucleolus
Molecular function (GO): nucleotide binding; nucleic acid binding; 3'-5'-RNA exonuclease activity
Source: RefSeq, a predicted model, not a curated record
GCUCAUUUGAUUUUGUUUCUGCAGUGUGGUGUACACUGAAAGUCGGUACUAACUUAUUGUUUACACUUCAUAUAAAAUAUUAUUUUAAAAUAUGGAUAGACCUAGUGACACGAAUCCGAAACCAGUGACAUCUUUUUUUAACUUUGCAGAUGUUAAUGAUUUCUCACAGCACUCACUCAGAGCUGUUUUACAAGCAACCAAGAGUUCCAAUGAUUUACCUAUAGGGGAUGACUUUGACUUUUAUUCUACUUUCCGAGCAGUCAGAGAUGUUUUGGAUAUUGAAGGUCAAAGAAUCUUGACACUGUUGCAGCGGCUGCUUCGACACCAGAAUGUGAAGGGAAAUUUAUCUCACGGUGAUGUUUUAGAACUUGAAGAGCAGUUUGAUGUAUUGAUGGACGCUAAUGAUCAGAUUUUAGAGCGGGCUGGAAUUCUUCUUGACGAAGCAUCAGGAAUCGGCAAAGAACAAGCUCAACUCAUCAUAGCAGCAACUUCAAAUACAACCACAAAAACUUCUAGUUGGAACAAGAAACCAACUACUGACACCAGCAAGACCAGUGCAGCUUAUCGUCUGAUGACUGCUAGAAACAUUCAAAGACCACAGUUGAGUUUUAAAGAUAAGAUUGAUAAUACCAAUCUGCCAUACAAACCUCAGAUCCGAGUAAAGCCGCAUGCCCUUAAAUCUUUAGAAGAAAGUUUACAGCUGCCUGAAAAUGUCAAUUUUGAGGAUACAGAAGAUCCUCAUUUUAAUUACCCACAUCCAUAUUCCUAUGAGCUGGAGUCUUUUAGUCCAAAGCAAGCUUUGUUAGAGCCAGUGGUUCCCAAGGAACCUGAGCCACUGGAUGUGACACCAUUGUUAGUGAUCGAUACCAAAAGUCAGUUGCUAGAAAUGUUAGAUCACCUUAAAACACAAUCAGAAAUAGCAGUUGAUCUAGAGCACCAUUCUUAUCGUACUUUCAAGGGUUUAACCUGUUUGAUGCAAAUAUCUACCAGACAAAAGGAUUACAUCAUUGAUACAUUAGCAUUACGGAAUGAGCUUUAUUUAAUAAAUGAUGUCUUCACAGAUCCCAGUAUCACUAAGGUGUUCCAUGGUGCAGACUCUGACAUCCAGUGGCUGCAGCGGGACUUUGGUGUUUAUGUGGUCAACAUGUUUGAUACUGGACAAGCAGCAAGAGUCUUGGGGUUUUCAAGGUUUUCUUUGGCCCAUCUCAUGAUGAAUUACUGUCACAUUGAGGCAGACAAACAGUUUCAGUUGGCUGAUUGGAGAAUCAGACCAUUACCUGCAGAACUCAUCAAUUAUGCAAGGGAGGAUACUCAUUAUCUUCUGUACAUAUAUGACAUGAUGAAAAAUCAACUUCUAGAAAGGGGCAAUGCUCAGAAAAAUUUGUUGUUGUCAGUCUAUGAACGAAGCAAAAAUGUAGCUGCAAAGAUUUAUCAAAAGCCUAUUUUCACACCUCAUGAUUACCUGGAGCUGUACAAGAAAAGUAAAAAGGUUUUCAACAACCAACAGAUGACUGCCCUGAAGGAAGUGUAUGCCUGGAGGGAUGGCAUGGCUCGCGUGGAAGAUGAAAGCUAUGGCUAUGUGUUACCUAACCACAUGUUGCUCCAAAUUGCUGAGAUUCUACCAAGAGAAAGACAAGGUGUACUGGCCUGUUGUAAUCCUAUCCCACCUCUUGUUCGACAGAAUCUCAUUGAGCUGCAUAACAUUAUUUUACAAGCCAGAGAACUGGCUCCCACUAAGAUUGAAAAAGUACCUGAAGUGGACCAACAGACGACAAAGAUUCCAACUUUUGAGUCUAACAAUCUGCUUUCUUGUCCUCAUGAUAAAUCUCAUGCAGAUCUACACACUGCUGAUAUAGAGAAAAGAAUUAUGGAAACUGGAUUAAUCACAAGUUCCUUACAGGUCACAGCUGAUCACCUGACAUCAGUUAUUUUAAAGCCAAUGCCUGUCAUCACUGCUUUAGCUUCCAAGUCAUAUAAAGUGGAUGGCAAGUUACAUCAAUUAGUCAAAGAUAUUGAGGCCAGUUUUGUCAAUCCCUUCUUAAAGUAUUUACCAACAGAAUUGAAAAACCCAACAAGUGUUCCAGAGAAAGAAAAGUGGACAUUGAAACCUUCCAAUGUUCCUGCAGCCAGCAAAAAGAAAACUGCGGAGAUUCCUGUCACUCCUUUCACGCCUGAAUAUGUGCCACCUUCAAAAAGGCUUAAAACAGAUGCGCAGAAAGAAUUUAAAAGUGCUAUCUCAUCCAAAGUUACUUUCAAGACUACAGAUCAGCCUGAGAGUGCCAAGCCAGUAAAUGUUUCUAGAGAAGAUAAGCUGGAAACGCAAAUUGAGCGUAAUAUAAAAACAUUAAGGCAGGAGAUUGUUUCGAAGAAAAAAAAAGAAAAGAAAAAUGACAAACAAAGAAAAUUGGCCAAGGCAACUACAGCUACAGAUGCCAGCUCAAACAGUGCUGUUGAGGACAGUGACGUUAAACCAUUAAUUCCAGCGAGCCCAGCAGACACUGUUCAAAAAGGAAGUGAAAAGAAAAAAAAGAAAAAGAUUGCAGUUUCUGAGCUAUUAGAAAACUUUGAGAGUUUUGACUACAAAGCAGCCGCGUCUUCUAUAGCCAAAGAGAACUCAAAGAAAAAGAAAACAGAUGUGUUCAACCCUAAUUUACCUUCACGCUCUGGAAAAAACAAGAAUAAAGUCAAGAAACCAAAACUCUCUGGUCCCAAAAGUAAUGUGAGUUCUACAUUUGGACCAUCACCUGGCGGUCCUAACAAGAAAAGAAAAUAAUGUGUAAUAUUAUCUUACAAAUACUGUACAAAUGUAUGUCUAUAUAAAAAAUAUAAGCUUGUGAAAUAUAGUCAUAGAGACUGUAUCAACUUCUACUCAAAAUAAAAUGACUUAAGAUCAUUAGUGAA